GUUUUUACAAAACCUGAAGAAAUUGAUGAAUUUAAUGAAAUUGAAUCAAAAACCUUUCUUUCUUUAUUUGAAUUAAUUGCUCCCAAUGACAAGAAAAAAAAAACCAAGUCUAAUCCGCCAAGAGCACAAAACGGUUUCGUACUUUUUCAAAGAGAUUUUACUGCAUAUUGGAAUUCAUGUAAUCCCCAAGAAAACAAUUUCAACAUUGUCUCAAAUCUUACUAGUAAGUUAUGGAAAGGUGAAUUUUCUACUUUCGAGUUAUGGAAAGACAUAAACGUUUGCGAAAUUAAAAAACUUUAUAACAAG
Racocetra fulgida is the source of this 306-nucleotide messenger RNA. The record is from the annotation of a GenBank genome assembly. NCBI's taxonomy places the organism in Eukaryota, Fungi, Glomeromycota, Glomeromycetes, Diversisporales, Gigasporaceae.